UCCAAAUUUUUCAUUUAAAAAUUCAAGAAUAAAACUGAAGCCAAAAAUCACUUACUUAAUCUUGAAAAUUGUGGGUUUAAGUGAUUUUAGUUUUUAUUAUCAAAAUUUAUUUGUAAGUGCUGAAAGUUUCAUGGUUGAAGCGAUGUCUUAGACUGAGUGAAUUAUUUUGAAGUAUCACAAUAACGGAUUUUAAAAAUUUUUAUAAAACCAUGACUAGAUGUUACUGGGAGAAAUAGUAGCCGAUUUCAUAACUAACAACAAAACAAAAAGAUUUUGCAGUCAAAAGUGGAUAAUACUAACUUUUUCCGUGUCAUCAAAAUAUUUAUAUAAAAUCGUACUCACCGAAAAGGCAUUGGCUGUGUUUCUAUCAUCAGCGUUUACUUAUAUUUUUGGUCAGCAUUCACUGGAGAUAUUACAUAAUGACACGUGCAACAAAAGUUAAUAAAGACGAACGACGCUGCAUAUGCAAAUAUUUUGGUAAAACAUGUUCAUGUAAGAACCGACUUGAUGCACAAACAUCGCGCAAUACACGUAUAGAUGAGAGUAAAAAAAGAUAUGAAUGCAAACAAUGUGGCAAGUCUUUUUGUAGUAAAUAUGAUUUGAAAAGGCAUACUCGUAUCCACACCGGUGAAAAGCCGUAUAAAUGUACUAUUUGCGACAAAUCUUUUGUUCUAUCAUUUCAUCUACAAAGGCAUAAUCUCAUACACACAAGAGACCAACUUUUUAAAUGUCACUUUUGCGGCAGGUCUUUUACUCGCAGAUUAAGUAUUAUAUGCCAUAUUCGCAUGCAUACAGGUGGAAAGCCACUUAAAUGCAAAUUUUGCGAUGAAUCUUUCUCUCAAGCAAUUCAUCUGAAAGCGCACACUCGUGCCCAUAUAGCCAAAAAGCCCUGCAAAGAUAAUUUUCAGACGCACACUCCUUCGUCCACAAAUGAGCAAAACUUCAAUUGUCACGAUUGUGAUAAGUCUUUUAUUCACAAAUCUAAUCUUGUAGAUCACAUUCGCACCCAUACGGGUGAAAAGCCAUACAAAUGUAAUUUUUGCGAAAAAUCCUUUACUCAGUCCUCAUCUCUAAGAUCGCACACUCGUGUCCAUACAGGCGAAAAGCCAUACAAAUGUAAAAUCUGCGGCAAACGUUUCGCCAACUCCUCUGGUAUACACUCGCAUACUCGUAGCCAUACUGGCGAAAGGCCAUUUACAUGUGAUUUUUGUGACAAAUCUUUUACUCAGCUAACUAUUCUAAAAUCGCACUCUCGCAUCCAUUUUGGUGAAAAACCAUAUACAUGUAAAGUCUGCAACAAAACUUUUACAUAUUCGUCUGGUCUACAAAAGCAUGAACGUACCCAUGACCCUCUUAACCUUAUAAAAGAACGACGUUUGAGAUGCCAUGAUUGUGGUAAGACUUUUAUUUUUAAAAAUAAUCUGAUAAUGCACAUACGGGCUCAUAUGAAGGUGAGAGACCACUAGGGAUCACUCAAGCUUCUCAACUGAAAGUAACCUUCUAUUUACACAAGACAAUGACGUUUCAAUUGCAGUAAGUUUUUUCGCUCUAAAAAUCUAACUUACAAGGCAUACUUAUGGAUAUGUACAGGUAAAAUGUUAUUUAACUGUAAAUUUUACGUCAAGUCUUACUAAAAAUUAAUUCUAAAAAGACUUUUGAGCACUUGUUCUACUAAAGUUAAUAUUAUGUUGAUAUUUGAGGUCUUUAUAAUGUUUAAAAAAUUGAUCCUAUAGGGUAUAACUACUCGUUGCAAAUCUUGUUUUAAAAUGUAAUGCAGAAGUAAAAAAUUUAACUCAUUCAUUCAUUUCAUGGAUAUGAAUAAAUUCUUUCAUUUAACACACUACUUUUAAGUUAGAAAGUGACAUUUGAACAUAAAAUGAUAGAGCAUAUUAUUAUGAUGUGACCGAUACAUUAAACCACUGAUACAAAAAAUCAUGUAAAAAUAUCUAUGACCAAAU
Molecule: messenger RNA, 1958 nt
Organism: Copidosoma floridanum
Lineage: Eukaryota; Metazoa; Arthropoda; Insecta; Hymenoptera; Encyrtidae
Biological process (GO): regulation of transcription by RNA polymerase II
Cellular component (GO): nucleus
Molecular function (GO): RNA polymerase II transcription regulatory region sequence-specific DNA binding; DNA-binding transcription factor activity, RNA polymerase II-specific
Source: RefSeq, a predicted model, not a curated record